Suillus fuscotomentosus is the source of this 846-nucleotide messenger RNA. RefSeq lists its product as uncharacterized. The coding region runs from base 1 to 846 and encodes 281 amino acids. The transcript is spliced from 4 exons. Lineage: Eukaryota; Fungi; Basidiomycota; Agaricomycetes; Boletales; Suillaceae. The record is from RefSeq and is a predicted model, not a curated record.
AUGUCCGCAUGUAUGGCCAGCUCAUGGCCAGCUCGAUUUUUAACACUUUGUUCGUCAGGCAACGGGGUUAGGGAUAUACAUGGGAUGAAACUUACAAAGCGCCUCGAUGACAUUAUCCAGGAGUCUUCAGCACUCAAGUCACAUCCUUUGAAACUUACAAAGCGCCUCGAUGACAUUAUCCAGGAGUCUUCAGCACUCAAGUCACAUCUCGUUCAGCAACUCAAAAAUCUCAGCAACGCAGUUCCCGAGCUAGUCAACUUUGAUAUCUCUCUCGCCCAACAAGUAAUUCCACACCUUAGCGACGCCCGUAGUGCCAAGGCUCCGUUUCAGCUUGCAACAGUGUUGUCGUACGCCAGGCAGACUGCAACGUCCACUGUCGCCAAGGACAUGAAACCUGGGACCUCCUGCUUCGAGGCGGUUGGUGAAGCUAUUGCCCAGUUAUCAGCGGAGUGCAACAAGUUACUCCCUUUGGCAAUGGAACCUGAGAACGUGUUCAAGAGUAGGCUUCUUUUAGCUUUGAUAUUCGUCAAAUAUCAUGCUAACGAUGGCCAAGUCUCUGGCACACCACCGUGGGUCCUACGAAUUGAGGAGAUCAGAGCCAGAAUGACUACCAAUGUCGAAGCCGAGCAGAAAGCCGCACAGCUGCAGGAGGAAAUACAAGGACUUUCACGGAGUCUCAAGACGAAAGACCAAGUGAUACAGAAGUCAGAGGUGAAGAUCGAGCACAUGGAACGGCGCAUGGAAGCAGUCAAGGAGCAAGUGGAUACCAUUGGAGAUCUUGACAUCGAGCUCUCGAAAGCGCGCAAGCAGGAACAUGCAUACAAAGAGGCAAUGGAACAACUUUAG